UCUCUUUCCCGCCAUGGCGGAGGUGCUGGAGCUGCCGCGGACGCGGAUCGCAGCCGCGCAUGUGGCGCACUUCAUCGACCGGCCCGUGUGCUUCGUGGGGCGGCUGGAGAAGAUCCACCCCAGCGGGAGGUCUCUGGUCCUGUCCGAUGGAGAAGGCAAGCAGGUGACGGUGGAGCUGGCGGAGCCCCUUGAAGAGGAGAUUUCUGGGAUACUGGAAGUCGUGGGCAAAGUGACGGCCAAGGCCACCAUCUCGUGUGCCUCCUACGUGCUGUUCAGAGACCACAACAACAGCUUUGAUCUCAGGCUCUACAAUGAUGCUCUCAAAAUCAUCCACGAGUUCCCGCAGUAUUACCCAUUUGGGGCCAUGCCGCAGGACUGACGUCUCUGACUGGCCUUCCCACCAACGGUCUGACCAGUGCGCUUCUCCUGGCCUGCAGCUCCCAAAACGCUGAGACCCUGGGCGGCCUCCCAGCGGCAGCCUCGAGUGACUGUCUGUCAGUCUGUCUAAUGAAGUGAGCUUUGGAUCCUUUCACCUGGGCAAACAAUUCUGCAUUAUUAAUAAAGAACAAUUAUGUGCUCUGGA
Molecule: messenger RNA, 583 nt
Organism: Vombatus ursinus (common wombat)
Lineage: Eukaryota; Metazoa; Chordata; Mammalia; Diprotodontia; Vombatidae
Gene: RPA3
Product: replication protein A3
Exons: 4
Coding region: 14-379 (121 amino acids)
Biological process (GO): DNA replication; double-strand break repair via homologous recombination; nucleotide-excision repair
Cellular component (GO): nucleus; site of double-strand break; DNA replication factor A complex
Molecular function (GO): damaged DNA binding; single-stranded DNA binding
Source: RefSeq, a predicted model, not a curated record